Lactuca sativa (garden lettuce) is the source of this 1960-nucleotide messenger RNA. Its product is annotated as (-)-beta-pinene synthase, chloroplastic. Lineage: Eukaryota; Viridiplantae; Streptophyta; Magnoliopsida; Asterales; Asteraceae. Gene Ontology annotation, molecular function: terpene synthase activity; magnesium ion binding. The record is from RefSeq and is a predicted model, not a curated record. Gene Ontology annotation, biological process: diterpenoid biosynthetic process.
CUUAACCAAACAAACAAAAAUAACAUUCUAAUGGCUUUAAUAUGGAAAUUUUCUUCUCCGUUUAUCCUUUCGAAUAGUUCUUUUCAUCAAAGAAAUAUUCUUGUCUGUGACAUGCGAUUAAUUACUUCACAGCAACCCAUAGCACUUACAGAUGUUACUAAGCCAACGACUCUCAGAAGAUCAGCAAAUUAUCAGCCUUCGUUAUGGUCGUAUGAUUAUGUUCAAUCGCUUGGUAGUAAAUACACUGGAGGGAAGUAUAUGGCACGAUUGCAAGCUCUUAAAGAAGAAAUAAGAACCAUGAUUAGAAAAGAGAAUGAAAAGGUGGAACAUCCAUUAAGUGUACUCAAUUUGGUUGAUGAUUUACAGAGACUCGGCAUAUCGUAUCAUUUUGAAGAAGAAAUAAGAGAUGUCUUGGAGAAGUUAUAUUACAGAAGUCAAGACAAAUGGUCGAAAAUGGAUCUAAAUCUCAAAUCUCUUUAUUUUAGACUCUUCAGACAACAUGGAUAUCAUAUUCCUCAAGAGAUAUUUGAGGACCUUAAGGAUAAGAGAGGGAAUUUCAAUGGGCACUUCAAUGAAGAUAUCGUUGGUAUCCUAAACUUGUAUGAGGCUUCCUAUUAUUCAGUAGAGGGUGAGAGUCUACUGGAUGAUGCUAGAGAUUACGCAACAAGAUAUCUAAAAGAAAAUUUGAAGAACAUGGUUGAUCAAAAUAUGUCAUCGUUAAUAAGUCAUGCAUUAACUUUUCCGCUUCAUUGGAGAGUCCCACGAGUGGAGGCUAAAUGGUUUAUUGAAGCUUACGAGAAAAGAAAUGGCACGAAUUCGACAUUGAUUGAGCUCGCUAAAUUGGAUUUUAACACAGUGCAAGCAAUACACCAAAAAGAUCUUAAAUACGCAUCAAGGUGGUGGAAAGAAACAUCUUGGGAGAAGUUCGGCUUUGCUCGUGAUCAUUUGGUGGAGAGCUUUAUGUGGAGUAUUGCUGUAAAUUACAGGCCUAACUUUCAAGGAAGGACAACUCUUACAAAGAUUUUUGCCAUGAUAACUACAAUCGAUGAUGUCUACGAUGUGUAUGGUACUUUGCAUGAACUCGAACAAUUCACAGACGUUGUGAGCAGGUGGGAUGUCAAUAUGAUCGAGGAGCUUCCACAUUAUAUGAGAAUAUGCUUUCUAGCAUUAUACAACUCGAUUAAUGAGAUAGCAUAUAGCACAUUGACAAACAAAGAGUUCUUCAUCCUUCCUUACCUUAAAAGAACGUGGCAUGAUUUAUGCAACUCUUACCUAAUAGAAGCAAGAUGGUAUAACAAUGGAUAUACGCCGACGUUGAACGAGUUCCUUACCAAUGCAUAUGUAUCAAUAGGAGCCGGUGUAGUCAUCAUGCAUGCCUAUUUGUUAACUUUAACUAGUGUAACUAAAAAAGAAUUGGAACAUAUAGGUAGAGCUGAAAAUAUAAUUCGACAUGCAUCUGUUAUCGUGCGACUCACUAAUGACUUGGCCACAUCAUCGGAAGAGUUGGAAACAGGGGAUGUUCCAAAGUCUAUCCAAUGCUAUAUGCAAGAGAGUGGUGCCACAGAAGUGGAAGCAAGAGAAUAUAUAGAACGAUUAAUCUUGGAGACAUGGAAGAAGUUGAAUAAAGAACGCCAAAAAAUCGGUUCUUUAUUUCCACAAGAGUUCAUUGAAUGUGUAACGAACCUUGCUAGGAUGGGCCACUUCGCAUAUGAUGUAGACAAGCAUGCUUACUCGGACAUGAUGAGGACCCAUGUAUUAUCAUUAUUUGUUAAUCCAAUCCAAGGGUUAGCAUAAACUGCUUUAGCCAUAAUGUAACAAAUGUUGGAAUUUUAGGGUCUUUUUCUUAUAGUUCCUUUACUUAUCAACUGCUAAAUGGGUAAUUAACUAUUGUGAGCAUUAGGGUAUUUUGUUUGAUAACCUCUAAAUAAAAAAUAUUAGGUUACAUCCUAAUUGGUUAGCA